Messenger RNA from Lactuca sativa (garden lettuce), 1230 nucleotides. RefSeq lists its product as uncharacterized. NCBI's taxonomy places the organism in Eukaryota, Viridiplantae, Streptophyta, Magnoliopsida, Asterales, Asteraceae. The record is from RefSeq and is a predicted model, not a curated record.
AUGAUUGAUGCUUCAAGUGGUGGUGACAUAUUCAACAAGACCCCUCACGAGAUACAAUCACUUUUUGGUACCAUUUCUCAAAAUCAAAGAAACUUUGGGACUCGAAAUAACAUGAAGAGAAAUUCCCCUCAAGUGGUUGGUAAAGUUAGUAACACCCAAAACUUGGAAUCAAAGCUUUUGGAUUUGACUAAUGUGUUAAGUCAAAUGGUGGUGGGAAGUGGUCAACAAUUGAUGGUGUGUGCGACCAAGAACACAUUCUCCAACAGUCAAGCACAAAUUAGAGACUUGGCCACCGCUCUUAACAAGAUAGAACAAAGUGGUAAACUUCCAUCUCAAACCAAGAAGAACCCCAAUGUGAGUGCAAUCACCUUGAAAAGUGGGAAAACCCUUAGAGAAAACAACUCUAAAAGAGUUUCAAGAGAAGACGAAGAUGAGGUUAUUAUUGUUGAGCCUUCAAUGGUGGUAGUUUCUCCAAAAGAACCGGUUGUUCCUAACAUUGACCAACCCGAAUCUUCCAACAAGAUCAUCAAGCCAUUGGUCAUACCACCACCUUUUCCCUCCCGAUUAGCCCCCUCAAAGAAAAAGGAGGAAGGGAAGGAGUUUCUUGAGACUUUCCGUAAGGUCCAAAUCAACUUUCCACUAUUGGAUGCCAUCAAACAAAUUCCAAGCUAUGCCAAAUUUCUUAAGGAUUUGUGCACCAACAAGAGGAAAUUCAAGGCGAAUGAAAAGAUUCAAGUCAAUUCAAAUGUGUCCGCGGUUAUCCAAAAGAAGUUACCACCCAAAUGCAAGGACCUGGACAUGUUUUCUAUCCCUUGCAAUAUUGGUGAUUUGCAUGUUGAAAGUGUCAUGCUAGAUCAUGGAGCCUCAAUCAAUGUCAUGCCAUACUCGGUUUUCCAAUUUCUCAAUGUUGGACCUUUGGAAGAAACCGGAGUAAUCUUUCAAUUAGCGGACAAGUCAAGUGUAUUUCCAAGAGGCGUGUUGGAGGAUGUACUAGUGCAAGUUAAUCAACUAGUAUUUCCUGCGGACUUCUAUGUCAUUGACCUUGAAGAGAAGACUCCUUCAAAGUCAUCUAUGAUCAUUCAUGAAGACACGAUUAUUGAUGUCCAUAAUGGGAAGAUCACCAUGGAGUUUGAUGGAGAGACCAUUCACUUCAAUAUCUUUGAAGCAAUGAGGUACCCUAGCAACAUUUCUCUAUUGUAUCGGGUUGAUGUGAUUGAGUCAAUCACCUAA